CAUUUUCCAGAUGCUUCGAAGACAGCCAACCGAAAUUGUACUGAAACUGGAGGAAGUUGAUGAGAUGAUAAUGGAAAUCAAGAAGAAAGCUGCCGGUGAAGGUGAGGAAGUAGAAAAAGCCAUGACGCAGACUGCUGUACGAUCACGUAUUGGUGCACCGUCACCUCGAAUCCGAAUGGCGCAAGCAACCGAUACUCAACCUGCGGGGACUUCAGACGGUGCCUCUACUUUGCCUUAACCUCGUAAUGCAUUUUGCUUCCUUUUAUUGCUGUUAACUUACUAAAUACAUGUUUGAUAGACGAAAAUAUUUUUUUCUACGCAGUAUUCUCUGGUGUUUGCCAUUUCCGUAUCAAAUUAGAUUAUUCUACUGAGAGAUGAUUUGAAUUUGUAACUCUUAGAUGAUGCCCG
This is a messenger RNA of Loa loa (African eye worm), 408 nucleotides long. RefSeq lists its product as hypothetical. Bases 11 to 238 code for a protein of 75 amino acids. The record is from RefSeq and is a predicted model, not a curated record. The transcript has 2 exons. Lineage: Eukaryota; Metazoa; Nematoda; Chromadorea; Rhabditida; Onchocercidae.